Molecule: messenger RNA, 2385 nt
Organism: Cryptotermes secundus
Lineage: Eukaryota; Metazoa; Arthropoda; Insecta; Blattodea; Kalotermitidae
Gene: Lipt1
Product: lipoyltransferase 1, mitochondrial
Exons: 4
Coding region: 192-1442 (416 amino acids)
Biological process (GO): protein lipoylation
Cellular component (GO): mitochondrion; cytoplasm
Molecular function (GO): lipoyltransferase activity
Source: RefSeq, a predicted model, not a curated record
UUUAGAUUCAAAAUAUUCAGUAGUUAUUUAAUAAGAGCAUCCUUGCUUAAGAUUUUAAACUGCCUUUGUUAUCUAUAUAUUCUGAGAAAUCCACAUACACCAAAUAAAAGUAUUAGACUGUUGGAACAGACUUUUUGAAGAACUGGCAGUUGAAUAGUUUUAAUAAGUGGAAUCCACAUUCUGAAACAAAAAUGGCUCAAAACUUUGUACAGGGGUCCAUCGUGAAACUUCAAAGGAUUGCCAUAACUGGUAUGAAGAGAAACAAACCCCUUGCAUUGUCUUCAAUGAAAUUUUGUAACUAUUCAUCCUCAGCUCAGCAAGGUUCAGAGGAAGCCAAAGUCGCUGGCACUGUGAAAUCUGUCUUUAUAUCCCAGUCAAAUGAUAUUUUCACAAAUCUUGCACUUGAAGAUUGGUUGUACAGGAAUUUUGAUUUUACAAACCAUCAUAUCUUACUUUUGUGGCAAAAUUCGCCAGCUGUAGUAAUUGGCCGUCAUCAGAAUCCAUGGCUAGAGGCAAACACAGCCGUUCUGUCAGAACAUGGCAUUGAAAUAGCCCGAAGGAACAGUGGAGGUGGUACUGUCUAUCAUGAUCGUGGAAACUUGAAUCUCACUUUUUUCACACCACGAGAACAUUACAGUCGCAAGAAUAACUUGCAACUUAUAUGCAGAGCGUUACUCAGAGAAUGGGGCCUGAAAACUGAAAUUUCACCAAGAGAAGAUAUUGUCAGUGGAAAUUACAAACAGAUUUCAGGAACAGCUGCAAAACUGGGGCGUCCAAAUGCUUACCACCAUUGCACUCUGUUGGUUGACGUGGACAAGGUGAAAUUAGGACAUGCCCUGCAUAAACAUAAUAAGGGCAUUAAAACAAAUGCUACUCAGAGCAUUCCGUCCCCUGUCAUGAAUCUCUGCGAUUUGAACAGUCACGUGAAGAUGGAGAAACUGUUAGCGUCCAUUGGAUGGGAGUAUCUCCGCACUGACCCAUACUCUGCAGAGGACAAAGGAGAGGAUUUUAUUGGGAAACAAAGGGGAUUCCAGUUUAUCAACCCCACAGACCAGUGGUUCCCUGGUUUGGAAAAACUGCGUGCCGAAUUUGCAAGUUGGGGUUGGCGCUUUGGAAAGUCACCAAAAUUCAACGUGACCCGUACUUUCCGAGUUCCAAGAGAACUUCUCAGCAAGGAUGAAUUGACAGAUCAGGAGCUCAGCAUUACCAUAGAUGUGAACAAGGGAGUGGUUGAGGAUGUGUUGUUGACGGUGCCUCCCCGUCUUGCGGCUGCUAAAGGUUUCUCCGGACAAGCACAGGUCGUGACAUCAUUGAGAGGCCAACAAUUCUCUGAAGAAGCAAUAACAAUGCUGCAAAAGGCACUUAGUGAACUGGAGUCACCAGAACAAACCAGGAAUGAGUUCGUGGUGCACUGUAUGAGGCAAGUCGUGACAUCCAUCUGACAUGCAGAGUUCACACCAAUCAAGUGAAAUUAUUUGGUGGAUCAAUAAAAAAAAUCAUCUCCAUUUUAUGUUUUUUAACAGUUAGGGUUCAAAUAAAAAGAAAGGCAAUCUGCUUAUUAAAAUUAUUCCAAUAUUGCAUGUGCAUGUUGCAUUUGUUUAAAUAUAUAACCAUGUGAUGGUACAGUUGCAUUGUGGGUAUUAUUUUUUAUAGCAUCCUCUUUCCAGUUCUUCAUUUUAUUUUGUUAUUUCUUUGUGUGUGUGUUUUGUGUUUUUCUUUGGCAUUCAUAUGUUUACAAGUUAUUAAUUAUAAUACUUUUGCUAUGAUAACACAGAAGUUUCUUGAAUAAAUGUAAUCCAAAUGUGUUUUGCUUCAGGUGAAAGAAGCCGUGUGUAACCCUUCUCUGAUACUCAGUCCAGUACAUGUAAGUCUGUGCUGGACGAUUUUAUUAGUGUUGUUCCUGCUUAACCCUUUCCAUGUUAAAAAGAAAUAAGAUUUCUUACUUAUGAAAACUAGCCUCAUAUGUGGGAUUUGGGAUUCUUCUAUUGGGCUGUGAUUGAUGCCAUGUAAUGCGAUAAGAUGUUCAUCAGAGUUUUGGAGGGAUAUACUUCCUCCAUCUUCAGGGUCAAAGUGUAAGCCAAGCAGGCAACAAGCUGCUUGUUGCAUGUUGCUUACUUGACUCACUCCCCAGCCAUUAAGGUGGAGUUGGUACAUUUGUCUGAAAUCUGAGUGGACUUGUUCCAGACUACACAGCGUCACAUUCUACAAGAUAUUUCUCUUCAUAGGCCUUUUUUGCUUGAUAUAAUUUUGUUGUUUAGUGAUAUCUGUAAAGGAGAUUCUGGCUUUUCUUUGUUAAUCCUUAGAAGACCGAAUUUCUUCUAAAUAAUAUAUACAAGUUCAGUCCGUACCUCACAGUAAACAUACUCUAUCUCCAUAACAAAGCCA